Messenger RNA from Cynocephalus volans (Philippine flying lemur), 2132 nucleotides. RefSeq names its product nephrocystin 1 (gene NPHP1). The transcript has 20 exons. The record is from RefSeq and is a predicted model, not a curated record. Gene Ontology annotation, cellular component: cilium; cytoplasm. Gene Ontology annotation, molecular function: protein binding. The coding region runs from base 13 to 2061 and encodes 682 amino acids. Gene Ontology annotation, biological process: protein localization involved in establishment of planar polarity. NCBI's taxonomy places the organism in Eukaryota, Metazoa, Chordata, Mammalia, Dermoptera, Cynocephalidae.
GCGGCGAGCGAGAUGCUGGGCAGGCGGCCGCGCGAUCCCCUGCAGGCCCUGCGGCGCCGCAGCCAGGAGCUGAAGCAACAGGUUGAUAGUUUGCUUUCUGAAAGCCGAUUGCAAGGAGCUCUAGAACCCAAUAAAAGGCGAGAUAUUUUCCAAAGAUGUAUCCAGUUAAAACAGGCAAUAGAUGAAAAUAAAAAUACUCUUCAAAAAUUAAGCAAAGCCGAUGAACCUGCACCUGUUGGGAACUAUAAUCAGAGGAAAGAAGAGGAACAGAAUCUUUUGGAUAAGCUUACCCACCAACUGCAGGAACUUGCUGUGGCCAUAAGCAGAGAAAAUAUAACUGAACAUGGGGCGCCUACUGAAAGAACAGAUGAUGACGAUUCUUCUGAAGAAGAUGAUGAAGAAGAAGAAAGUGGAGAAAGCUGUGGUGAGGAAGAAGAGUCAGAAGAGGGAGAGGAAGAGAAACAGGAAAGUGAAUCUCCCAGACAUGCACCAAGUAAAGAAUACAUUGCAGUUGGAGAUUUCACUGCCCAGCAAGUCGGGGAUCUGACAUUCAAGAAAGGUGAAAUUCUCCUUAUAAUUGAAAAAAACCCUGAUGGUUGGUGGAUAGCAAGGAAUGCCCAAGGAAAUGAAGGUCUCAUUCCCAGAACCUACCUGGAGCCUUAUAAUAAAGAAGGCCAAGAAUCAAGUGAAGAGGGCAGUGAAGAAGACGUAGAGGUGGUGGAUGAAACAGCAGAUGGCACAGAAGUUAAGCAAAGAACUGAUUCCCACUGGAGUGCUGUUCGAAAAGCUGUCUCAGAGCAAAUAAACACUGUUGAUGUGUUAACCACGAUGGGAGCUAUUCCCUCUGGGUUCCGGCCCGCCACACUCUUCCAGCUUCUGGAGGAAGGGAAUCAAUUUCAUGCAAGUUACUUCUUACAGCCAGAGCUCACACCUUCACAACUGGCCUUCAGAGAUCUAAUGUGGGAUGCUAAAGCAGGCACUAUUAGGUCAAGUCCAAGUCGUGUUUCAUUGAUUCUGACCCUAUGGAGCUGCAAAAUGAUUCCUUUUCCAGGAAUGAGCAUUCAGGUUCUGAGCAGACAUGUACGCCUCUGUCUAUUUGAUGGUAGUAAGGUUCUGAGCAACAUUCAUACAGUUAGAGCCACAUGGCAGCCUAAAAAGCCCAAAACAUGGACCUUUUCUCCCCAGGUUACUGGCAUCUUGCCAUGCUUGCUCGAUGGUGAUUGUUUUAUCAGGUCCAAUUCUUCCUCUCCAGAUCUUGGAAUAUUAUUUGAACUUGGAAUUUCUUAUAUUCGCAAUCCAACUGGUGAAAGAGGAGAAUUAAGUUGUGGCUGGGUGUUUCUUAAACUUUUUGAUGCCAGUGGAGUUCCCAUUCCAGCAAAAACUUAUGAACUGUUCUUGAAUGGCGGUACUCCUUAUGAAAAAGGUAUUGAAGUGGACCCGUCAGUAUCCAGAAGAGCGCAUGGCAGUGUUUUCCAUCAGAUGAUGACUAUGAGAAGGCAGCCUCAACUUUUAGUAAAACUGAGAUCUUUGAGCAGAAGAUCAAGAAACGUACUGAGUCUACUGCCAGAAACAUUAAUUGGAAGUAUGUGCACCAUUCACUUGUUGAUAUUUUAUCGACAAGUUCUUGGAGAUGUGCUCCUGAAAGACAGGAUGAGCUUGCAAAGUGCUGAUUUAAUUAGUCAUCCGAUGCUGGCCACCUUCCCCAAGCUCUUGGAGCAGCCUGACGUGGUGGAUGCUCUCAGGAGUUCAUGGGCUGAAAAAGAAAGCACAUUAAAAAGAUCAGAGAAGAGAGACAGAGAGCUCCUGAAGGCCGCGUUUCUCCUGGUCUACCAUGACUGCGUGUUCCCUCUUCUCCACUCCACGCUCCUGCCCCCGUUCAGGUGGGCAGAAGAGGAGACAGAGGCUGCGCGAUGGAGAAUUAUCACCGACUUCCUUAAGCAGAGCCAAGACAGCGAGGGCGCCCUGCAGGCCCUGCUGUCGCCAGACGGAGUUCAUGAACCUUUCGACCUUUCAGAGCAGACCUAUGACUUCUUGGGUGAAAUCAGAAAGAAUGUGGCCUGACAGUGGCAGUCCUUGGUCCUCAGCUUCCCGCUGAACCUGGUAGACCCUCCAUGAUGACUUGAAUAAAAUGA